Rosa rugosa (rugosa rose) is the source of this 418-nucleotide messenger RNA. RefSeq lists its product as uncharacterized. NCBI's taxonomy places the organism in Eukaryota, Viridiplantae, Streptophyta, Magnoliopsida, Rosales, Rosaceae. The transcript is spliced from 2 exons. The record is from RefSeq and is a predicted model, not a curated record. The coding region runs from base 31 to 309 and encodes 92 amino acids.
ACCUUGGGUGAGGGAGGACAUUGCCAUGUUAUGGCGUUUGAAGUGGGUAUUCCUCGGCCUGAUUUUCUUGAUGGAGCAAACUACCUUGGGACUGAGGUCACUGAUGGGUUUCUCUGCAAUGUGUGGGAGAAGGUGGAUUUCAUUUGGUACUAUGAGGAUGUUCAGACUAAGAGGCCAGUUCGUUGGGAUUUCUAUGAUGGAAUAACUAGUCACGUCAUGACAUUUGAGGUUGGUGCAGUCUUGCCGGAUUCAGUUACUCAAGCACCUGCGUACUGUUUCAAUCAAAACAGAAAUGCUGCUGCUGCGUAAACUCUUUAAUCUUUAGAUAGAUAGAAACUAAAUGUCCUAUAUUUGCUUAACGAUAUAAGUUUCACAUUCCUCACAGAUGUCCAUAUUGUCUGAUAUAUCAAGGGGAAAA